Acanthosepion pharaonis is the source of this 1632-nucleotide messenger RNA. The record is from the annotation of a GenBank genome assembly. NCBI's taxonomy places the organism in Eukaryota, Metazoa, Mollusca, Cephalopoda, Sepiida, Sepiidae.
AUGCCUAUCUAUCCCUCUCUCAUAUCUAUUCUAUUCAUGCCUAUCUAUCAUUCCCCCUCUCUCCAUUUAUUCAUCAUCUAUAUUCCUCUUCAUCUCUCUCUUUAUUCAUGUCUAUCCAUCCAUCUCUUUAUUGAUGGCUCUUUAUUCAUCCCCUUUAUCUCAUCCUAUCCCUUUAUUCAUAUUCCUCUAUCCAUCUCCCUCUCUCUCUUUAUUAUCUCUAUAUCUAUAUUCUAUGCCACAUCUAUUCAUGCUCUAUCUGUCAUACCCUCAUUCCUCUCUGUUCAUACUUCUCCCUUUUCUCUCUUUUAUUCAUGCCUAUGUCCAUCCCUCCCCUCUUUUAUUCAGUUUCCCAUACUUCCAUUGCCUAUCUCUCUUUUAUUCAUGCCUAUCAUGCCUAUCCCAUUCAUUAAUUCAUGCCUCUACAUUGUCUCCCUCUCUUUAUUCAUAUCUAUAGAUUCAUAUCUCUCUCUCUUUAUUCAUGCCUAUCUAUCCCUAUUAUAUCUAUAUCUCUCUCUUUAUUCAUGCCUUCCCUCUCUCUCUGUCAUCUAUUCUAUUCAUGCCUAUUUCCUACAUUCAUUCUGUCUAUCCAUCCAUUCUAUUCAUGGCCUAUCUAUUCAUGCCUCUAUCCCAUUCUCUCUCUCUUUAUUUAUAUAUGAUCCCCUUUCUCUCUCUUUAUUCAUGCCUAUCUAUCCCUCUAUAUCCCAUAUCUAUAUCUCUCUCUCUUUAUUCAUGCCUAUCUAUCCCUCUCUCUGUCAUCCCUCCCCUCUAUACUUCUCCAUGCCCUCUUUUUCAUGCCUAUCAAUCCCAUUAUUAAUUAUCACAUUCAUCUCUCUCUUUAUUCAUGCCAUCCAUCUCUUUUUAUUUUCCAUUCAUGCCUAUUCAAUCCACAUUUUAUUCAUGCCUUCUAUUAUCUAUAUUCCUCUUUCUCUCUUUAUUCAUGCCUAUCAUCCCUCUCUCUCUCUUUUAUUCAUCUCUCUCUUUCAUGCCUUCAUGUCUAUCCAUCCAUCUCUCUUUCAUAUUGAUGGCUCUCAUGCCUAUCCCCUGUUUCUUUAUUCAUGCCCAUCCACAUGGCUCUCCUUAUCUCUCCCUUUCAUGCCUAUUUCCCUCUGCCUUCAUCUAUUCUAUCAUUCUCUCUCUUUAUUCCUCCUAUUGACAUGCCUAUCUAUCCCUCUCUCUAUUCAUGCCUAUCUAUUCAUACUUCUCCAUGCAUUCAUUCAUGCCUUUAUUCUAUUCAUGCCUAUCUUUUAUUCAUCCCUCCAUCCCUAUCUCUCUAUUCGUGGCUCUUUAUUCAUAUCUAUGCCUAUCCCUCUCUCUCUAUAUUCAUAUCUAUAUUCCCAUUCGUGCCUAUUGAUUCAUGUCUAUCCCUCUCUCUGUCUCUCUUCAUUCUUGUCAUCCCUCCCCCUCUUUAUUCAUACCUCUUUAUUCAUUAUUCCCAUAUUAAUUAUCUCCAUUCAUGUCUAUCCAUCCAUCUCUUUUAUUGAUGGCAUGCCUGCCUAUCUAUCCCUCCUCUCUCCCAUUUCCCUCUUUUAUUCAUGCCUAUCUAUCCCUGUCUAUUUUAUUUAUAUCUCUCUCUCUUUCUCUUUAUUCAUGUCUAUCCAUCUAUUUUCAUCUUUAUAUCAAUCCCAUUAUUAA